Pristis pectinata (smalltooth sawfish) is the source of this 1911-nucleotide messenger RNA. RefSeq names its product NudC domain containing 2 (gene nudcd2). NCBI's taxonomy places the organism in Eukaryota, Metazoa, Chordata, Chondrichthyes, Rhinopristiformes, Pristidae. Gene Ontology annotation, biological process: protein folding. The transcript has 5 exons. Gene Ontology annotation, cellular component: cytoplasm. The coding region runs from base 68 to 580 and encodes 170 amino acids. The record is from RefSeq and is a predicted model, not a curated record.
GUAAGGUGUGUUUUGUGGGAUGUGUGAGAAAGACAAGAGAGGCUUUAAUUGAUUAUGACUUACAAAAAUGAUAUUGUUAGUCGAUGAUAAAGGAAUAACUAUGGUCAUGUCAGUUCAUUUUGAAGAAAGAAGUGGGAUUGUGCCCUGCAAGACCCCAUGGGGUGAAUGGUAUCAAACUAUGGAUGAAGUUUUUAUCGAUGUCCAUGUCCCACUUGGAACAUCUGCAAAAGACAUUAAGUGUAACCUGGGCAGUAAAGAGAUAGCUUUAUCUGUCAAGGGGACAGUCAUAUUGAAGGGUAAACUUUAUGGUUCUACUGUUGCUGAUGAAGGAACCUGGACAUUAGAGGAUAAUAAACAAGUAUCUAUUGUGCUGAUGAAAAGUAAUCGAGAAGCUGGGAACUGUUGGCCUUCAUUACUGGAAGGACAGUAUAAUGCUGACCCUUUGGUACAAGAUGAGAUGCAGAAGAAACUCACACUGGAGAGGUUCCAACGGGAGCAUCCUGGCUUUGACUUCAGUGGGGCUGACAUUUCUGGAAACUAUAGUGGUGGAGGUCCAGAUUUCUCAAAUUUGGGAAAGUGAAGACAACUCAAAGAACUGAAGAGUGUGAUUGACUUAUUUCUGCAGGGCCAACAUGUGGACGUUCGGAAGACCAGUGUAAAAGUCGGGUUGUUGAAGUGCCUGAGGGAAUUAAUGGCCCAGAAAUUGUGGAGAUAAAAAUAAUGUGUUUACAACUGUUGUCCGUGCAAGAAAAGAACCAUAAUUUGUAACAGAUGUGGAUUGAUUCUUGAAUCACCACAAAUGACACUGAUUUGUGCUGCUCUGCCAUCAAUCUCAGGUCAUUAAGCUCUCAAUGAGUUUUAAGAAACUGCUGGAUUUGUGCUGUAAAUACAAAUUUAAAAAUGCCAAAGUAAGUUAAAGCUGCAGCAUAAGGAAUUUGUUAAUGGGAUAGUUAAUAGACCUAACCAUCACUGGAUCUCAAAAGAUGAAAUAAAAUAACAAUUGAAACUCUUGUCUCACUCCUGCAGGUAGUAAAUUGUCCCAAAAGUUUUCAGAUAUCAGGCUUUUUAAAAACUCUCAUAUUUUACCUUUUUAUUUCCUGUUCCAUAUUGAAUUUAACUCCUCAUUGACCUUUUUUUUCAUCUACCAUAAUUUGCUCUGCUCCUUCCAGUGGGACUCCUAAAGGGAUUAACCCAAACAAAAGUGAUCCAAGUAAAAUUAGAUUUUUGUUUUGAGAGGGUGGAUGUGUUAAACACCAAAAUCAUCAGAAAAGAACAGAGGAAACAUCAGAUUUAGCUAACAGCAACAAUAGAUUCUCGUCGCCCUUGGCUGCGGAAGGUUGAGUGAACAUUAUCCACUCCUUCCAUUGGGCCAUUUGUAUGUGGAUACAGCCAUAGAAAAAAGGAGGAUAGCCAGAAUCACUGUUCCCACCAGACAUUCCUCUUUCUUUCUGACCAAAUUUUCAUUGUUUGGAAUUUAUUGUCCCAUUGAUGUCACCACACCACUAAUGGUCUAUAUUUCCAGCAACCUGUGAUUUUUAAAAACUAAUUGGUCUAAUGUUAAUGUAAAAUUCCAACAUAAGAUGCAGGCUAUGAGAGACUCUAUCCAGCAACUUCUGGGCCACUAGGUACAUGAACAUUAAAACGUAUUUUAUUGCUUAAAAAAACAAAAUUUUGCACAAAUGUUUAUAUGUUGAAUUUAGUUUCUGUGCUUUGUUAUAUGUGAUAGAAUUGCAGAUAGCAAGAUUAAUAGCAAAGUGUAUUUAUAAAAAUCUUGGAGCAAUAUUUUCAUUCACGGUCUUGUUGCUUUGUCUUAAGAGUUAUCUUCCUUAUGCAAUGUUUCUGCUCUGCACACAUCUCAUAAGGAAUUUACUAAAAUUAUUAUCCAACUUAUUAAAACCUCAUCUCAAGGAA